AUGAAUUGUUUGUUAGUCAGAAACUUCACCAGAUCAGCCGUUCAAGUAUUUCCCAAACCAAUUCCUAUAUUAGCAAGAAGAAUGUCAUCUGUUCCUUAUAAACAAGAGCCUCAUAAAUUGACCAUGGUUCCUGGACCAAUUGAGUUCAGUGAUGAAGUGUUGUACGCCAUGGCCACUCCAUCUCAAGCACACACUUCUCCUGAGUUUGUUAAGACAUUCCAAACCGUUUUGAAGGGCUUGAGAAAGUUGUUCAAGUCUACCGAACCCAAAGCUCAACCUUAUGUUAUCAGUGGAUCUGGUACUUUGGGUUGGGAUGUAGUCUCUGCAAACUUGAUUAACCCUGGUGAUAGAGUGUUGGUAUUAUCCACUGGGUUCUUUAGUGAUCUGUUUGCUGAUUGCUUGCGUGUCUAUGGUGCUGAAGUUGAUGUGAUCACUGCUGAAGUUGGUGAUGUUGUCCCAUUGAAUAAAGUGGAAGAAGCCUUGAAGGCUCACAAAUAUACUGCUAUUACCAUUACUCAUGUGGACACUUCUACUUCUGUUGUUUCGGAUAUCCAAGCAGUUAGUGAACUGGUUCAAAACGUAUCUCCUGAUACUUUGGUUGUUGUGGAUGGUGUUUGUUCUGUGGGUGUUGAAGACAUUGAAUUUGAUAAAUGGGGUCUCGAUUUUGUAUUGACUGCUUCUCAAAAAGCCAUUGGUGUUCCAGCUGGAUUGGCCAUUAUGUUUGCUUCUGAAAGAGCAGUUUCAAAGGCUUUAUCCAGAGAAAAGGAUUCUACUUUCUUUGCUUCCAUGAAGAGAUGGACUCCAAUUAUGAAGGCAUACGAAAAUGGUACUGGUGCUUAUUUUGCCACUCCAGCAGUUCAAACGGUUACUGCUUUAAAGGUUUCCUUGGACGAAAUCUUGGAUCAAGGUUUGGAUGCUCGUUUCAAGAAACAUGCUCAAGUUUCUAAUCAAUUCAAGGAAAAAAUGGCUUCUUUAGGGUUAAACAUUUUACCUGUUAAUGACAACGUUGCAGCCCAUGGGUUAACUGCGGUGUAUUUCCCUGAGGGUCUUAAUGGUGGAGACUUUUUGACUAAAUUGUCUUCCAAGGGCUUUGUUAUUGCUGGUGGGAUUCACAAGGCACUUGUAGGUAAAUACUUCCGUGUUGGCCACAUGGGCCAUUCUGUUUACGAGGGCCACAUUGAUAAGUUGAUUACGGCCAUUGAGGAGAUCUUAGAAUCUAAGUAG
Messenger RNA from Lizanozyma spartinae, 1224 nucleotides. Its product is annotated as pyridoxal-phosphate-dependent aminotransferase family protein. Gene Ontology annotation, cellular component: peroxisome. The record is from RefSeq and is a predicted model, not a curated record. Lineage: Eukaryota; Fungi; Ascomycota; Pichiomycetes; Serinales; Debaryomycetaceae. Gene Ontology annotation, molecular function: L-serine:pyruvate transaminase activity; L-alanine:glyoxylate transaminase activity. Bases 1 to 1224 code for a protein of 407 amino acids. The transcript has a single exon.